AUGUCUCCUCGUGAGGAGCUUGUUUCCUCUGCGGUCUCCUUUCUCCAAGACCCAUCCGUUUCUUCUGCACCACUGGAGAAAAAGAUCGCAUUCCUUCAAUCGAAGAAUUUGACACAAGAAGAGAUCGAUCUAGCACUUUCGAGAGUAGGCGAGGACUCUUCUGCUGCGGUUUCUCCAAGCCCUAGCCAGAGUAAUGUAGAUCAACAGUCUAAUUACCGACUACUUCCUACACAAUAUGGACAAAACUAUCCAUAUAGACCGGGAGGCCAAUGGGAAUCUCCACCGCCCCCUCCAGAAUUGCCGAAGCGAGAUUGGCGAGAUUGGUUUAUUAUGGCAACGGUAGCGGGCGGUGUUGGAUAUGGUUUAUAUUUCGUGGUCAAGCGAUAUAUCGCGCCGCUUAUUGCCCCACCUACACCUCCCCAGCUACAGCAGGACAAACAAAGUAUCGACGAGCAGUUCUCUCGUGCAUUUGCCCUCCUCGAUCAGCUGUCAACCGACACAGCAACCUUAAAGACUGCGGAAGAAGCUCGAACCGAACGCUUAGAUGCUGCCCUUCGUGAAGUUGAAAAUGUUAUCUCAGAUUUAAAGAUCUCCUCACGGCGACGGGAUGAGGAGACCCGGCGUAUUGGGGAAGAGGUAAAAAGCUUGAAUGACGCCAUACCAAAUGCUAUCAAUGGUGUCAAGGAAGGAAACGACAAAAGACUGCAGGAACUUAGCUCCGAGCUACGAAGCCUGAAAGUCCUGCUAGGAAACCGACUCGGUGCACCAUCCGGUAACACCUCAAAUGCUACCAUUGCUCCACGGCCCAUGUCCGCGACUCCCCAGCCAGGCCCCAAUGGAGCGAUUUCAACGCCGCAAGUUCCCUCAUCCACUUCGGCAUCCACCCCAGUGCCGACUCCUGCGCCCCGGGAGAACACCAGAAGCCCAUUUUCUCAACUUGGAAAACCUGCAAGCAUCCCCGCAUGGCAAAUGGCUGCUGCAAAUAAACCCAAGAACGCCGCUGUAUCUUCACCCUCGGUGGACAGCGUCAAUGACCAACAGACAAGCGCCCCUGCUAGCUAA
Paracoccidioides brasiliensis Pb18 is the source of this 1062-nucleotide messenger RNA. RefSeq lists its product as uncharacterized. The transcript is spliced from 5 exons. Gene Ontology annotation, biological process: protein import into peroxisome matrix, docking. The record is from RefSeq and is a predicted model, not a curated record. The coding region runs from base 1 to 1062 and encodes 353 amino acids. Gene Ontology annotation, cellular component: peroxisomal membrane; peroxisomal importomer complex. Gene Ontology annotation, molecular function: signaling receptor binding.